Molecule: messenger RNA, 1296 nt
Organism: Lolium rigidum
Lineage: Eukaryota; Viridiplantae; Streptophyta; Magnoliopsida; Poales; Poaceae
Product: calmodulin binding protein PICBP-like
Exons: 2
Coding region: 1-1296 (431 amino acids)
Molecular function (GO): calmodulin binding
Source: RefSeq, a predicted model, not a curated record
AUGGUGCACUGUAAGCAGGCGCGCAGGAGGCCCAGAGGCGCCGCCGAUGCCCCCAAGAACGGGGAGCGCGGGCCGCUCCCCGGGUACAUGCGGCCGACCAGCAGCUCCGGCGCCAGGGCUGGCCGGGACUCGGCCACCGCCUUCAUCUCCGCCGCCCAACCGCCGGAGCGCGAGUCGGCGGCGCCCGACGCGAGGACGCCGACCGCGGCCCGCGCGACGUGCUCCUCCGCCCUGAAGAGCGCGCUUGCCCGCGGCGGCGGCUGCGGCGGCGAGGGCCGCGUGUGCCGGUACGCCUACUGCUCGCUCAAGGGCCAAGCCCACGCGGCCGCCGCGCCGCCGCUGGGGGCCUUCGUGGCGGCGCGGCGGCGACUGAUCAAGACGGAGCAGCGCAUGAAGCACAGGGGCGUCUCCGCCUUCCGCAACACCAAAACCGACACCACCAACAACAAUGCCGCCGGCCUCGGCGGCCACUGUUUCUUCGUCCAGGUAUAUCCCACCGCCGGCGCCAGCGCCAAGCCGGCCAGCUCGGGCUCGAGCUGCAGCGGGCUCUCCACGGAGGAGAUAGAAGCGGCGGUCUCUUUCGGCCGCCGGGAAGCGCAGGGCAAGUGGAGCUUUCCGGAUGGUUCGGUGGACGGCUCCUGCGGGUCCAGCGACGUGAUCUCGGAUGGGUUCGCCGAGCCGGCGGCGACACUGACGUCUCGCAGACCCAAAGAUGAGAUUGAUGGAGAGCCCAUCGCUUGGGGUCAUCAGGAUCAAGAACCAGAGGACUCUGGCGGCUGCAGGUCCGAUAUCUCAGAGGAGCUGGCUUCAAGAUACCAAGAUCAUGGCAGCGGUGUCACUUCAGUGGAAUCCUCAAUGGACGACAUAUCCAGUGCAUUCGGUGGGAUGUGCUUCGAAGAUGCAGGUUCUGAUCAUACCGAUGCGGCGGCGCCCAGCCAGAGGAACAAGUUGACCAUGUCCAGGAGGGGAACAGCACCUAGAGACGAGGAGCGAAUCCGGCCAUUCAACCCCAGGGCUCCAAACUUUCUUCAGGUAGAGCCUGACCCCGAUGCUGAGAAGGUUGAUCUCAGGCAUCAGGAGACCGAUGAUCGCAAGAAUGCGGAGGAGUGGAUGGUUGAUUAUGCGCUUAGGAGGACGGUCAACAAACUAGCUCGUGCUCAGAAGAGGAAGGUGGAGAUGCUCGUCCAGGCCUUUGAAGCUGUGCUACCGCCAGUUCCAGGUGAGGAAAACGUCGUGCAACAAGACGGUAACAAGAAAGGCUUCCCACAGACAAGGACAUGGCAGGCAUUCAGCUGA